AUGGGAGCGGGGUUCUGGUUAAUAUUGAUGUCAUUUAAUGGUUUUUACCUUUUCGUACUUGCUCCGGGUCAGGAGGACACAUUGCUGUCUCUACCUGAGAAAUGGUUCAAUAAGCUGAGGGGACAAAGUGGUGAUAUAUCAUUCGUGGACGCUCUACAAACAUGGCUUGAACGAAAUAUCAAAGAUCAUCAUGUGCAAAUGAGAAGAUCCAGAGCUAAGACGUCGAAGAAAGGAACAGGCUACCGCAUGCAGCGACUCAUCACUUCACUUUUACGAAGUGAUAAGAGUAAACCUCCUUUGUGCAUUUUUUGCCUUGAUGAUGGUGCAGAUGUGGAUGAGGCGUGCGGACGACUUCUGUGGAGUCCAGACAAGCCAAUUUUCUUCGCAGCUCAUGAACUCUGCACUCUUAUGAUCCCUGAAGUUCUCACUGUGGACAAUCCUUCGUCGCUUGGUAAGCAACUUUUCGACACUGACAUCAAACAACUGAACGACGCUUACGCUCGAGGACGCCAGCUUACAUGCAAUAUAUGCCGCGAAAAAGGUGCACUAGUUGGUUGCUGUUCUACUUCGUGCCAGUUGGUUUUUCACCUGCCUUGUGCAAUUCGCUCAAAAUGUUUCAUAGAUUACGAGGAGUUCCGGUGCUACUGUGAGAGGCAUUCCAUGUCUGCUUUCGAAGAAAUUACCAAAUUGCACUUUUCAGACUUGGAAACCUCAUCAAAGAGUGAGGAUUACGAUCUCUGCUGUCUUUGCAUGGAUCGAAUUAACCGUCAAAUCAAAAUGCAUUCUGUUGUACGAAUUUCCUGCUGUGGGGCUCGGUUCUACCACUACGAGUGUAUGAAGAAUGCAACUUUAAUACGAGGUCAGGAGAUGCGUUGUCCAGCAUGCAAUCGUCCAAAUGAAGAAACCUCUUUUGAGGAAGUGGUCAAACGACAAGGAAUUUACUUUCAAACAUACAAUCCUGCUGACGAGCCUGACGAAGAGAGCGCUCUCGGAAAUACCCAUUCCCGUUGUUACUAUUCUAUGGCGCGCACUUCUGCGAAAGAGCGCAAGUGUUUGAGUUCGCUUGGACCUGAGAAGUACGAUGACAGUGAUGCUCUUAACGACCAAGUGUUCAAUCCACUGGAAGCUCUUAAUGGUUGCAUUACGUGUGGUGUUCACUGUCAUAGGGUCUGUGCGGGGCCGCCAUGGUCCACCUAUACACCUGAUGGCGAUGGUGAAGAGGAAAAGUGGCAGUGUGACGAUUGCAGGGAAGUGCUCCUAUCAGUCAAAGAUUCUUGUGCUGCAAAAGAUUCUUAUGCAAGCUGCGCUCCAGAAGUGCCUUCAAAUCCUGCGCGAAGGAGGCGCACAAGGAUGUCAACAGCGUCCCUUAUGAGAGGUGAGAGCACCCAUAAUGACGAGAAUAGAGUUCUUAAGAAACGUACGCGUGGCGAUUCUGCGCAUGUAGUAACUAAUGGACCCCCAAAGAAACAGGCAGUUAUUUCGAAAUGGUUCACAACCGCCAAUCGCCAUGGAAAAUCAUCUUCGAACGACUUGCACGUCCCUUGA
Messenger RNA from Necator americanus (New World hookworm), 1545 nucleotides. RefSeq lists its product as uncharacterized. The transcript is spliced from 18 exons. The record is from RefSeq and is a predicted model, not a curated record. Gene Ontology annotation, cellular component: nucleus. Bases 1 to 1545 code for a protein of 514 amino acids. Lineage: Eukaryota; Metazoa; Nematoda; Chromadorea; Rhabditida; Ancylostomatidae.